This is a messenger RNA of Mucor mucedo, 716 nucleotides long. Its product is annotated as high mobility group box domain-containing protein. The transcript is spliced from 2 exons. The coding region runs from base 38 to 628 and encodes 196 amino acids. NCBI's taxonomy places the organism in Eukaryota, Fungi, Mucoromycota, Mucoromycetes, Mucorales, Mucoraceae. The record is from RefSeq and is a predicted model, not a curated record.
CUUUUUUUCCCUCACUAAAAAAAAAGUUUCUCCUCUGAUGACCGACACGCGUACCAGAGCCGCUGCAAUUAUCAACCAAAUUAGCAAGCAGUUACUCUCUUUAACUGAUAUCUUGCUUGAAAGUCAACAAAACAAGGCUAGUGUUUCUUCAAACGUGGCUUCUAACGGUACAGACCACGGUGAAGAUGCCGACGACAAGAAGAAAAAAAAGAAAAAGAUGGAAAAGGAUCCCAAUGCUCCCAAGCGUAAUCUCAGUAGUUAUAUGCUUUAUUCUCAAGCUGUACGCCCUGCUACUGUGGCCCAACACCCUGACUUAAAGGCAGUUGAUAUUGCCAAGUUAAUUGGAGAUAAAUGGAAUGCACUUACAGAUAAAGAAAAGCAACCUUAUGUUAAGCAGGCCGAAAAGGAAAAGGCAAGAUUCGAUAAAGAACUUCUCUCUUACAAGAACAAGUUGGCCGCUGAAACUGCUCGUGAUGGAACUACUACUCCCAUUCCUUCUCCUGCUACUCCUCCUGCCUCUUCUUCUACUGCUGCUGUUGCUACUCCCAAGCGCAAGUCCGAUGAUACCAAGAAAAAGAGUGAGGAUGAACCCUCAAAGAAAAAGUCCAAGUCUUCCAAAAAGAAAUAAUUGAAAAAUUCCCCUUUAUCCCCCCCCCCACUCACACACACACACACACACACAUGCAUUUUAAAAGAAUAAAAAAAAAUAUGCCGUA